AAUCACUAGGACGUGCCUGGAGCCACUUACCACUCCAGCCACAUGUCACGUGAGACAAUCUAUUCGCAUCGUCGGAUCGCCUUCAGGACAUCAAGAGGGUCUCCGUUCACGGGCGCGCAGUGGGAACCACAAUGAUGACGAGCGUCGCGCAAUCGUACUCUCCACAUCCGACUGGAUUGCCACAGCAUCCAGGAGUUGCACAGGGGCAUCAGAUGGCCGGAGUGCACACCCAGCAAGGCGGUCCACCGGGUCCUGGAAUGCCUCAACAAGCCUUCCAUAUGGGUGUUUCUGGGCCAGGAGUUCCACAAGUCAGUCAACCAGGGACAAUGAUGUCUGGUAUGUCUCCGGGGGUCAAUGGUCCUGGUGGACCGAAUGCGCACGCUUUACAGCAUUUAACACCAAGCCAAGCCAUGUAUCAACAGCAACAACAACAGCCGCAGAUGGCCUUUGCCACCCCGCAAAUGCAGCAAAUGGCACAACAACACCUUCUCCAGCAGCAGAACCAAGCGCGCCAGGCGCAAGCCGCCCGAAACGCGAUGAUGGCCCAGCAGUAUAAUAGCGGCAUGCCAAUGAAUAUGGUGAACGGGAUGAGCCCUGGCUUAAAUGCUGCGCAAUUUGCUGCAAUGCGCCAGGCUGUCCCGAGAGGGAUGCAACCGGUUCCGCUCCCUCAACACCUUCAGCAACAACAGCAACAGGCGCAAGCCUUGGAACAACAGCAGGCCCAAGUGCAGCAGCACCAACAGCACCAGCAGCUCCUAGCCAUGCAGCAGUUGCAAAACUCGGGGGCUCACAACGGAGGUCAAGGCCAACCUAGCCAAAUGAACCCCCAGCAACUUCAAAGUCUCCAAAUAGCCGCAGCUCAGCAGCAGCAACAUGCACACCAGCAACAACAACACCAGCAGCAACAGCAGCACCAGCAACAACAACACCAGCAACAACAACACCAGCAGCAGCAGCAGCAACAGCAUCAGCAGCAACAACAAGCCGCAGCCGCAGCCGCAGCCGCAGCAGCAGCCCAGCAACCUCAAACCCCAGCCCCGCAGAAUCAACAGGGGCCUCAACCUCAGCAACAACAGCAGCAGCAGCAGCCUCCGACACAGCAGCAGCAACCUCCACCUCAGCAGCUGCAGCUGCAGCAGCAGCAACAACAGCAACAGCAGCAACAACAACAGCAGCAGCAACAGGCAGCAGCGGCGGCGGCAAUGAUGCAAGCUCGACCACGGAAUCAAAUGCUAAAAGGCCAAUGCCUACUGAGACUGAUGCAAUUCGGCGAUCACCUCAGCCAGUUUGUGGCAACUAAACAACAGAGCGAUCUCAGUUACUGGACCAACUUUGUGGAGACUUUUUUCUCUCCUAUAGGGGUGUUGCGCCAUUCAGUGUGGAUUGUCGACGAGCAAACUACGAAGCAGUAUGAGAUCACUUUUCCAGCGCUGGCGAGGUACUUUUGUACACAUUUUGAGAGUGGGGUGAAGAAUAUGCAGUUGAUUAUGGAAAAGGGGACCGAAAAGGAGCUCCCAAAUCACUGCAAUUAUAUCUCGAGUGAGAAGUCGAGUUUCAUUUAUUGGUUCGAGAACGGCUCACAAUUGGUUGCCAAUGGAAAGCUGAAGGCUCAGUUCGAUGCCAACCAGAUGAUUGAACUAUUAGAGUUUGAAACCAACAACCACGAAGAAUACCUCCCACGAACCAAGGUAGUCGAUGCAGCACGGCCACUCCACGAAUGGCAGAAAGACUGGCAAAAAAUAAAUGCGCCAGCUGAUGGUAAACAAUCUCCAGAAAUUAACAAGAAGGGGAAAGCAAGGCCGUUGAAAUCACCACCCAGUCAACCGCCAGACAUAGAUAUCCCGGAUUCAAAAGUUAAAUUGAAUAUGGGCAUCACACCCAGUGUCUUCCGCUUCCUCGAGUUGGCAGAAGUCAUGGGUCAGAUGAACCCCCUCUUCUCCUAUUCGCAUCAACAUUCGUCUCUUGCUCCUUACUCUGCCCUUGAUCAAUACGUUGCGCACGUCUCGCAAGCUGCUUCCCUAAACCCAUCUACCCUCCCUCCGGGAUCAAGGACCCCAUCUUUAAACGCAUUUACACUAUCGAGCCCAGCGGCGGCUCAGAUUUCGCUACCGGAUGGUACAAACCCAAUGCAAAAUAUGAACAUGGGGUCCGGGAAUAUGCAGCCUACAGCAAUGGCAUUACAGCAGUCCCAGCAAGGAAGUAGCAGUGGGGUAUCUGCAAAUACAAGUCCGAAUACCAGCAACAAACGCAGGAGGCCCAGUGAGGAGAUGAGUCAUAUUAAUGGCGCUGCGGCAGGAAAACAAGGGGGUGUGGGUCAGGCCGGGGGUCAAACUCAAGGCCAGGUAGCAAAUACUGGCAGCAAGGUUAAACCCAGUCCUCGGAUUGGUGGAAAGAGACAAAAAGGGGGACCUGCAUGAUGUGCGGGCGAAGUCAGAGCGCGGAUAGCAAUAGCUUCAUGGGCAGUAGCGGCUCAUUGUUAGAGAUUGCGGGCGGAGAUGUGGCAAAUGAUUGAUAUACAGGUGCGGCACAGGCGUUUUAUUUGGUCUCUGUUUGUUUGGGUUGGCUCAGACGGAUGGCGAUGGUGUGGCUACUUGGCGCUUAUAUUGUUUGUAUAUCACCGAUUAGGGCUGCUAUGGGCUUGGGCAAGACAGCUGGCGUUGGCGGAAAUGGAAAGGAUAAUCGGUUGCAUCUGGACUUGGGCCAGGUCGAAGAGAGAACACGCGCAGAUAUCCCAUCGCUCUCAUCGCAAUAAUUAUGGAUUAGUAGCGUGGCAACAUCACUGUUAACAUGGUUUAGAUCUGACCAUAAGCGAUUGACUCGAGAUUAGGCACCUUUAUACCAUCUGAUUGUUUAUGAGUUUGACACUCCAUCUCGUGAUAUUUGUUUGCUUUUGAUAAUUGUCUACUUUGAGCCUGGCAAGAGCAGCUUUUAGUUUGGCUCGCUCUAACGUAUUUCAACGAGUUGGUCUGGUAUCUCAACCUAAAUGAAAAC
This is a messenger RNA of Pseudogymnoascus verrucosus, 2991 nucleotides long. RefSeq lists its product as uncharacterized. Gene Ontology annotation, biological process: negative regulation of transcription by RNA polymerase II; positive regulation of transcription by RNA polymerase II. NCBI's taxonomy places the organism in Eukaryota, Fungi, Ascomycota, Leotiomycetes, Thelebolales, Thelebolaceae. The record is from RefSeq and is a predicted model, not a curated record. The transcript has 6 exons. The coding region runs from base 132 to 2417 and encodes 761 amino acids. Gene Ontology annotation, cellular component: nucleus; transcription regulator complex.